CGCUCCUGUCGUCGGGAGCGCGCCUGGCGAGCUGCGGGCGGCGGCCAUCUUCUUUCCACCGCCGGCUGCUCCCCCAGUGCGAGCGAAGCAGCCCCGCCAGCCCCCUCCUACCUCUCCCUCCCUCCUCCUCCCUCUCCCUCCCUCCUCCUCCUUCUCCUCCCUCCCGCUACGCGCAGCCGCCGGACAGAAGGGGGGCGACCGGGGGAGCGAAGGCCGCGGGGCGGGGGAGGGACGGGGGGGAGCGGCGCGGGGCUCGCCGGCCGCGGGGUGCCAGCCGGGGCUCGCGGCUCCCCGGGGCCGUGGCGGUCCCUCCGCUCGGCGCUGGCGGCGGUGUCCGCUCCGGGCCGGGCUCCGCUCUAGAUGGGAUAAGCGGUAAACAUGUUCAGCUUUGAAGGGGAUUUCAAAACAAGGCCCAAGGUGUCUCUCGGAGGAGCGAGUAGGAAGGAGGAAAAGGCUUCGCUCCUGCAUCGCACUCAAGAAGAAAGGCGAAAACGAGAGGAAGAAAGGCGAAGGCUGAAAAAUGCAAUAAUAAUCCAAUCAUUUGUAAGGGGUUACAGAGACAGAAAUCAUCAGUACUCUACCCAGAGAAGUGAAUUUGAUCGCUGUGCUAAUUUGGCCCAAACUGGAGGAACCUUUUCUACUGCUAAUGGGGCUAAUUUGACUCUUUUAGUUCGUCAGCUACUCUUUUUCUAUAAACAGAAUGAGGAUUCGAAGCGUUUGAUAUGGCUGUGUCAGAAUUUAAUUAAACAGAGUUCUCAGUUUGUUAAGCAAUUGGAUGGUCCAGACCGACUUACUUGCUUAUUCCAAAUAAAAAGACUGUUGGGGCUGUGUUGCAGGCUAUUGCAAAACUGCAAUGACGACAGUCUGAAUGUUGCACUUCCUAUGAGAAUGCUUGAGGUAUUCUCAUCUGAGAAUACAUAUUUACCUGUUUUACAAGAUGUCAGCUAUGUAACAUCACUAAUUGAACAAAUUUUGCACUACAUGAUUCAGAAAGGCUACUACAAGUCGCUUUAUUUGUUAAUUAAUAGUAAGCUUCCAUCAAGUAUUGAGUAUUCUGAUGUUUCUCGAGUCCCUCUUGCAAAAAUACUUCUGGAGAAUGUUCUGAAACCAUUGCACUUUACAUACAGCUCCUGUCCAGAAGGUGCAAGACAACAGAUUUUUGCAGCCUUCACAGAGGAGUUUGUGGCAGCACCUUUCACAGAUCAGAUAUUCCAUUUCAUCAUUCCAGCGCUGGCUGAUGUGCAGAUCGUUUUCCCCUAUGAAUUCUUUCUGAAUGCACUAUUAUUAGCAGAAAAUGGAUGUUCAAGAAAAAGUGAUCGAGCUCCAUGGCUUUUUUACUUCGUGUUAACAGUUGGAGAGACAUAUUUGGGAUCCCUUUCAGAAGAAGGACUGCUUGUGUAUUUGAGGGUACUCCAAGCUUUUCUCUCUCAGCUGCCUGUAUCUAGUGCUGGUACAAAUUGUCAAGAUGCAAACAGUGAUUCUGAAGAUGAGGAUGAAGAGAUCAGUAAAAUGACAACUGCACCAGGUGAUGGGAGAAUAUCAGUUCAGUACAUUACUGAGGAGUGUCUGAAGAAACUGGAUACAAAGCAGCAGACAAACACUCUGUUGAAUAUGGUUUGGAGAGAUUCAGCUAGCGAAGAGGUCUUUACCUUGAUGGCAUCAAUCUGCCACACGCUAAUGGUGCAACACCGAAUGAUGGUGCCAAAAGUCAGGCUCCUUUAUAGUUUAGCCUUUAAUGCCAGAUUCCUGAGGCAUCUUUGGUAUUUGAUAUCUUCAAUGACUACACGAAUGAUUACAGGGUCUAUGGUACCACUUCUUCAAGUGAUUUCAAGAGGUUCUCCAAUGUCUUUAGAAGACUCUAGUCGAAUUAUCCCUCUCUUCUACCUGUUUAGUUCUUUGUUUAGUCAUUCACUUAUUUCUAUUCACGAUAAUGAAUUCUUUGGUGAUCCUAUUGAAGUUGUAGGUCAAAGACAAUCAUCAAUGAUGCCUUUUACACUAGAAGAGCUUGUAAUAUUAUCACGCUGCCUUCGAGAUGCAUGCUUAGGAAUCAUAAAGUUGGCUUAUCCAGAAACAAAACCAGAGGUUCGUGAGGAAUAUAUUGCAGCAUUUAGAAGUGUUGGAGUAACAAAAAAUACGGAGAUGCAGCAGUGUAUACAGACUGAACAAAAAAGGUGGAUUCAGUUAUUCAAGGUCAUCACAAACUUGGUGAAAAUGCUGAAAGCAAGAGAUACAAGGAGAAAUUUCUGUCCACCAAAUCACUGGCUCUCAGAGCAAGAAAACAUUAAAGCAGAUAAGGUUACACAGCUCUACGUGCCAUCUGCUAGACAUGUGUGGAGAGUCAGAAGAAUGGGAAGAAUAGGACCACUGCAGUCUACUUUGGAUGUGGGUUUGGAACCAGCACCUCUUUCUGUAUCUGAAGAACGACAGCUUGCAAUUCUGACAGAGCUACCUUUUGUCGUUCCUUUUGAAGAAAGAGUAAAGAUUUUUCAAAGACUAAUCUAUGCUGAUAAACAAGAAGUUCAAGGAGAUGGGCCAUUUUUGGAUGGAAUUAAUGUCACCAUUAGGAGAAAUUAUAUUUAUGAAGAUGCUUAUGAUAAACUUUCUCCUGAAAAUGAACCUGACCUAAAAAAGCGCAUUCGUGUUCACUUGCUUAAUGCACAUGGUCUUGAUGAAGCUGGUAUUGAUGGUGGUGGAAUUUUCAGAGAAUUUUUGAAUGAACUACUGAAAUCAGGAUUUAACCCUAACCAGGGAUUUUUUAAGACCACCAAUGAGGGACUUCUUUAUCCCAAUCCUGCUGCACAGAUGCUUGUUGGAGACUCUUAUGCCCGACAUUACUACUUUCUUGGAAGAAUGCUUGGAAAGGCUCUUUAUGAAAAUAUGCUCGUGGAGCUGCCCUUUGCUAGUUUUUUCCUCUCCAAAUUACUGGGGACAAGUGCCGACGUUGACAUUCAUCAUUUAGCUUCAUUGGAUCCAGAAAUGUACAAAAACUUGCUUUUUCUCAAGAGCUAUGAAGGAGAUGUAGAAGAACUGGGACUAAACUUCACUGUAGUAAACAAUGACCUCGGGGAAGCACAGGUGGUUGAGCUGAAGCCGGGUGGAAAAGACAUUCCUGUGACCAGCGCUAACCGCAUCGCGUACAUCCACCUGGUGGCAGACUACAGGCUGAACAAACAGAUCCGACAGCACUGCCUGGCUUUCCGUCAGGGAUUGGCCAACGUUGUGAAUCUGGAAUGGCUACGAAUGUUUGAUCAACAGGAAAUACAGGUUUUGAUCUCUGGUGCCCAGGUUCCUAUUAGUUUGGAUGACCUUAAAUCUUUCACAAAUUAUUCAGGUGGCUAUGCAGCAGACCAUCCUGUAAUAAAAACAUUCUGGAGAGUUGUAGAAAGGUUCACUGAUGAGGAGAAACGCAAACUACUCAAGUUUGUAACAAGCUGCUCUCGGCCACCUCUUCUGGGGUUUAAGGAGUUAUAUCCUGCAUUUUGCAUUCACAAUGGAGGAUCUGAUUUAGACAGGCUACCUACUGCCAGUACCUGCAUGAACUUGCUGAAGCUUCCUGAGUUUUAUGAUGAAAAUCUUAUGCGGAGCAAGCUUCUCUAUGCCAUUGAAUGUGCUGCUGGAUUUGAACUAAGCUGAGUUGAGCUGAUGCUUGUUUGGAUGAUCUGCAGAGGAAUGAACCAGUGCCUAUUCUAUAAGCAGCACCUGUAUCCACACAGUUUUGAGGGAAUUCAGUGUAAAUUUCUGCAGCUCUUAUGUCUUAUCAGAUGCCCUCAAAUAGGUUUCAUUUUUAAACACAAUCUGUUAGUUAGCUUUCAUUAAUUAAUAUUAAAUUGACACUGCUUGAUGAUUCAAAAUACUGAAUGCUGUUUGCAGUGCGGUUGUUCUCUGUGUUCAUGGGAAGAAAGAGCACAUGUAAGAAAAAAAAAAAAAGUGGCAUCUCAGUGAAAUUAACCAAAGAUGAAGCUUUGGCUUUGUGCUGUUCAAACAUAAGAAAAAAGUCACAAACUGGCAUUAAAGUUGUGUACCGUGCAGCACAUCGGGGUGAGAUGAGGCUAACAUCCUGUGAGUAGUCUUUUAGAUGAAAGUGAAGCAGAUGUUUGCAGAUAUCCCACAGCUGAGAGGACGAAAAUGUUCAUUACUGAUAUCCUAACAUCUUCAUUUAUGCUGUAGAAUUGUUUACAAACCAUAGUUGUUACAAUUAAGACAUAACUGAUUUUGUUUGAUACUACCUUCCCUAAAGAUGGUAGGCACUGAGAUAAAAUGUUUAUAAUAUUUUAUUUGUGCUUUCUGAAAUACCUUGAAGAAAACAGAUUCGCAUGCUUAUUUUGAGUUCAACCUUUGGCUGUGUCAUUAUCACUUGAACACUGUCAUAAACUGAUAGGACUAUCCACGUUUUCUCUGUUCUGUUUCUGUCUUUUGUGCCUGUACAGAUUUUAUUUAAUGUAUCAGCCCCCUGUUGCAUACACACAUACAUGCAAAAGUCAUCACUUCAGAAAAAUACACAUGUAACAACUAUUAAAAUUAUUUAAACCAAAGUUAUCAGGCUUUCUUUUAUAUUCGAAGCCUGUGGUGUUCACAUUCCUUUCGCCUGUCAUUUUUUUCCAUCCUAAAUACCUUAUCUGUGCUGUAGUUGCUAAUCAAAUUCAUUAUUUUUUGUGAUUAGACAGCUUUCACAUCCAUUUGCCUGCAGUAUUUUUGCUAAGAGAAGUAGGUGGGAAUAUGCUGCUUUGUGUAACUUGAUUUCUGGGAGUAACUUGGUUUCACGUGGAAGGAACUGAUCCUCUGACCUACUUGUAACCUACUGUAGGGAACCUGCUUUAGUGGUGGGGUUGGACUGGGUGAUCUCCAGAGGUCCCUUCCAUCCCUAUGGUUCUGUGAUUCUGGUAGUAGGCACUGGGUGUUUGUAUGGGAACUGCAGUCAGUUUGAAAAAGGAAUUAUAGUUGAAACUGUAAGAUUAAUAAGUGCAUCCAUCUGAACUUUAGUUUUAUAUUUUAAAUCAUCAAAAUUUACAAUCAGUUUUAUAUUCAUCUCUUAUGCAAAAAAGAAAUAAAUUGCUGUUACUGAAAACUGUUGGAUUUCAUAUUUAAAAAGCAGUAACCAGCAAUAUCCUUUUAAAUGUGGGGAAAUGGAGUGGUUUUAAGAUGUUUACUGGUAACCAUAUAAAAAUGUAUAAUUUCUUAAGUUGGGUAAAAAAUGGAGUGUUAAAAUGCUGUUUGUAGUCUUGAUGUACAGAAAUAAAGUAAUUGUUUUUCUUUUUGGUUUUGCUUUAGGCUUUUUAUUUAUAUUAAAUAAUACAUAACCAACCUAUACGUUUUCCCAGAAUUCUUUUCAUGUAUAUUUUUUCUACGUAAAUUAUGAAACUUGUAAAGAAGUUGAAAAAGAAAUCGGUAGUAGUGAAACUGCCUCCUCUUAACUGCAAAACAUGAACGCUUCUUGAAAGCAUUAUUUAUUUUAUAACCUAAUGCUUUAAAUAUUUUGAAAUUAUUUUUCAAUUUCAUUCUUUUGGUAGUGUUGUAUCUGUAUUUUGUAAAAAUAAAAAAUAAAAAAAAUAAUAACAGUAAUAAAAAAGUAGCCCUAUUCAAAUACUGUGUUGAAGUCACGCCGUGUAAUCAUGACUGGUAUUGUAUGCUUCCAGCUUCUGUAAGAGGAGGCAGUGCGUGGUGUUCUGUUACUGCGAGUUCAACACGUGGGGUAGACUGGAGGAAGAAGUACUCAGACUGCAAUAAGAGGGUAGGGUUUUCUGUAGGCAACAAGUUUUUCAGUUCUGACUGUCAACUGUUUAUGAUAUAGACAAGAUGAAGUGUGAGAUCCUGCUUAUCCAUGCUUUAUUGCUGAAUAUUUUAAGGGAUAAGAGAGGGAAGGAUGAAAAACAAUGUGAGUGUUGUUAGUCGUGUCCUGAUGAGCUAAGUGGUUUAAAUGAUCUCUUGUAGCUCUCACAUGGCAAGAAUUGUUUAUAUAUGAAAAUGGAUUUUCUGUUUUUUAAAACAAGUGCAGGGUUCUUUCCCAGUUGUGAUGCUCACGGAGUUUAGGUAGGCAGAGGCAAAAAGCACUUUGCCUGCAGCUAACCUGAAACAUUACUGUAGUUUUUGAUCAUCAGCUCGGCUGUCCCAAUUGCGGUUUUGGAGUUGCUGUCUGUGCAGGACAGCCCUUCCAUACAGUUUCAGUAGUUCUGUGUGUUUUCUUCCUGGAUCAGUUCUUGCUUUUUGGAAUAUGGCAACAUUUUCUUUUUGCCUUUUUCAAAUAAACUUUAAAGCAAGCUUAAAAAAAAAAUCCAUCUUUAUGAUGGGAAGAGUACAAAUUCUUUGUCUCUCCACAGUUAAAAGGAAUAAAAGAGAAAUGAAAGAAUAAAUGUAGCAGUUGGUCUUUGUCUCUUGGUGAGAAUUCUUCUGGAUGUAAGUUUAGUUCUGCUUGCUGGAUAUUAAAGCCCCACAGAAAUGGCAUGCCUUGUUAGUUAUCACUGCUAUUUUCCAUCAUGCCAAGAAGCCAUGCUUAUGUACAUUUUGCAGAUCUCACUUUUUUAUUUCUGGGGAAAAUUUCCAUCUACAAGGAGAGAUUUGUCUUCGGCUUCACAAGUGAACACUGAGCUGAUAAAAGUUUGAACAAGGAUAUCUUUGGUUAGUUUUCUGUGGGGUGCUCCAAAUUGGAAGUAAAAUGAGCUGCUUGAUGCUGUCAGUAACAGUGUGGACAGGGGCAUCACUUGAGUCUAGUAGGAACAUCCUAACUUCAUCUACAAAGGGGCUUGGAAAUCAAAGAAGGACUUCAAGCCAUGCAGUGAGAUCAUGCUAAAUUGCAGUUUAAGCCAGAAGCAAUUUGUUAAAUGCCAAUAAUGCAGCACAUGCUCUUUCCAUCACUGAAAAAAAAGAAUGCAGCACAAAAAACAAGAAAAAAUGAGCUGUUUUUCUUGGAGUGUUUUGUUUGAAUUGUAAUUUCUUUUGUAUUUAUAUGCAAAAACUUUAAAAUCUAUUUGCUCAUAUACAUGAGUCUGUGUUAAUAAUGGUUUGUGAUGUAAAUGCUUGUUACUAUUUUUUUUUCCCAUGUUGCUUUGCCUGUCAGUAAAGGAGAAACAAACAUGGUCUGUAAAACUGAUCAGGAUAUCUAUAUUUUUAUUGACUUCUGCUUUUGUGAAUAAAAUAAUUUGAGUUUUCUUGAAA
This is a messenger RNA of Phasianus colchicus (ring-necked pheasant), 7149 nucleotides long. RefSeq names its product ubiquitin protein ligase E3C (gene UBE3C). Lineage: Eukaryota; Metazoa; Chordata; Aves; Galliformes; Phasianidae. Gene Ontology annotation, biological process: ubiquitin-dependent protein catabolic process; protein polyubiquitination. Gene Ontology annotation, molecular function: ubiquitin protein ligase activity; protein binding. The record is from RefSeq and is a predicted model, not a curated record.